This is a messenger RNA of Triticum dicoccoides, 1266 nucleotides long. RefSeq lists its product as uncharacterized. The coding region runs from base 286 to 1266 and encodes 326 amino acids. The record is from RefSeq and is a predicted model, not a curated record. The transcript has 2 exons. NCBI's taxonomy places the organism in Eukaryota, Viridiplantae, Streptophyta, Magnoliopsida, Poales, Poaceae.
CCCCGCCCCUCCUUGCCGCGUGGGCGAGCGAGCGGGAUCCGGGUGGGAUCCUCUGCCUCCUCUGCCUGAUCCGGUCGGGGCAGGUGGAUCUGGUCGAAGGAGGGUGCUCCUCAGCUCCCAGGGCGCUCCUCCAGCUCCCUUGGCUCGCGCCGGCCCAAACCCCUCUCUGGCCGGCCACCACUCGGUCGGCUGCGUUCGAUCCGCUUCUGCUUCGAGCGUGUUCUGCUCGAUCCCCUCUGUGUUGACUCAAAACAAAAAGAGCAACAACAGCAGAGUGACUUCCUCAUGUCCUCUUCAGGCUAUGUCGCGGUUCCUCGGUGCUCGGUGAUCUUCGAUGGCACCAACUAUGCCGAGUUUGUGGGCUUCAUGCGCAUCCAUAUGCGUGGACUCCUUCUGUGGGGAGUUCUUUCUGGCGAGGUCCCCUGCCCGCCAUGCCCUGUUGCGCCAGUGGUCCCAAUCCCACCGGUGCCGCCAGCCCUUGCUGCUGAUGCUUCUCAGGCUGACCGGGAUGCCGCCAAGGCUCUAGAUGAUGCUGCAGUUGAUGCUUAUGAUCAGCAGGUGUCAGCAUAUUCUGAUGCUCUUUCUGUCUACCGGGAUGCUCUGUCUGCUUACACUCAGUGGUGCAAUGAUGAUGCUCGAGUUGCUGCCGUUCUCACUGCGAGUGUCCUCCCUCAGUUUGCUUCGGAGUUCAUGGGCCUCAGCACUAUUGCAGCAAUGUGGUCCUAUCUUUGUCAGCGCUAUCAGCCCUCUGGUGAUGCCCUCUACCUUUCUGUGGUGCGUCAGGAGCAUGCUCUUCAGCAGGGUGACUCGUCUGUGGAUGAGUUCUACUCGCAGUGCUCUGCCAUCUGGCGUCAGCUUGACUCACUGCGGACAGUUGUUUGUGGCACUUGCCGUUGCUAUCAGACUACGCGGUCUGACUUGGAGUUUCAGAGGGUUCAUGAGUUCUUAUCUCGCCCCCGAUCUGAGUUUGAGCCUCGUCGUGCUCACCUGCUUGCUCGUGGUCGUGUUCCUAUCUCAGAGGUGCUUGCCGAGCUUCGUACCGAGGAGACCCGUCUUCGCUCUGCAGGGUUACUUGUGGACAUUGUACGCCUCAAGCGUCUACUUGCCUCCUCCGGCUCCUCGUCGACUGGUUCAGCUGCUGCUGUGACUGCAUCCACUUCUCCACCACCGCAGGCCUCUACACAGUCAGGUACAUCUUCGUGGGUUCUGGAUUCCGGAGCCUCCUUCCAUAUGUCUUCUGAUUCUUCUGUGCUGUCUUCCCUCUGA